Messenger RNA from Dentiscutata erythropus, 417 nucleotides. Lineage: Eukaryota; Fungi; Glomeromycota; Glomeromycetes; Diversisporales; Gigasporaceae. The record is from the annotation of a GenBank genome assembly.
AUGGAUAGUGUAGACCAGCAUGUUAAAAAUGAUAUCAUGUUAGAUAAUGAAAAAAUUAAAACUAUAAUUAUUAAUUUACUGGAUAAGAGUUUAUAUAUAGCUGAGACUGCUCAGGCUAUAUUAACACAUAUACAAGCUAUUGAACCUAUUGCUACGGAAGAAAUACUUGAUGAUGAGGGGAUAAUUUCUAUAAUUCAAGCUAAGAAAAAUAAUAUAUCAACUAGUCUAUAUUCUCAAGACUCAUAUUAUCAAGAUUUAUAUCCUCGAGAUAUAUACUCCCAAGAUUUGUAUCCUCAAGAUUCAUAUUCCUAUAACUCAUAUUCUCCAGACUUAUCUUCUCAAGAUUUAUCUUCUCAAGACUUAUCUUUUCAAGACUUGCAAAGUUUAUAUCCACAAGAUUCUUAUUUCCUAAUUUAA